Molecule: messenger RNA, 3116 nt
Organism: Hemiscyllium ocellatum (epaulette shark)
Lineage: Eukaryota; Metazoa; Chordata; Chondrichthyes; Orectolobiformes; Hemiscylliidae
Product: SH2B adapter protein 2
Exons: 10
Coding region: 730-2715 (661 amino acids)
Biological process (GO): intracellular signal transduction; antigen receptor-mediated signaling pathway
Cellular component (GO): plasma membrane
Molecular function (GO): transmembrane receptor protein tyrosine kinase adaptor activity
Source: RefSeq, a predicted model, not a curated record
AUUGGGAAUCAGCUGAGGACAUGUGUACAACAACAUCUGAGGGGAACGCCAUUCACUGGCCCUUAGCAUUUCGCAAACACUGUUUGAUUCGAAUUAAACUUUGUUUUUCGUCAGUUGCCGCCGAAUUCCUCAGCUGUGAUAUCAUUAAGGAGGCAGCUGUUUUGUGCUGAGUGAUAGAGAAAGAGACAGGGACAGAGACACCCGCCCCCAAAAGCCUGGACUGGCCAACAUUUCUAUCCCAGCAGUGCGCAGGACCGAAUUGAAACUGACAGGGACAUUACACAGGAAAUUAACCAGCCCCAGUCAUUGCUGGGUCAAAAACAGCUGGCAGGAGCGGGAGGCCAGCAGUGCAAACAUCUGGAACCUGCACAGGGCGUGAGUAAACAUAGAAGGAGCAGUGUCGUGAAAUCAUUGUUUUGUUUUGAAGAGGCGAGCUAGCUGAAAAGGCUGUGAUAUCUCAGUAGCCAUAGUUACAAUGUGGGACAGCCGGCCGCCUCCAUCUGUGAUGCAGUUCCAUCUUUACAGGGAUGGACGGGAGGGGAAAAGCGUGGGAUAUUGUAACAAUGCGUGGACAAGGCAUCCUUCAACAACAGUGAGAGAAGAAGGAGGUCUUUAAUAUUGACCCCCACAAGAGUGGGGAAAGACCCAGAAAUGCUUGGAAGCAUGGCCAGUGGGGAAGUAGAACAACUGCUGCAUCCUUGAGCUUAAUUGGGCUUCGGUGAAUUCGCCAUGAAUGGUGACUCUGAAAGUCCGAAUUCCCUACAACACAUUCCAGACUGGAAAGAAUUUUGUGAAGUGCAGGCACGAGCUGCAGCGGCUGAAUUUGCCCAGAAAUUCCGGAUAUUUAUCAGUGAAAAUCCCCACCUCGAGUGCCCGGGAAUUGAGACCACUUUCUCACAACACUUUGCUUCCCAUUUUGUGGAAUACUUUGCUUCGGAAGUGAACAGGCCAUACCUGUCAGACUCCCCGAUCAAGUCUACAGUUGCUCCAUUUUCAGACAUCCAGAAUUGCCAGCUGCCUUAUGGUAAAGAAAUUCUCCAGAGGAAAGAGAAUUCCGAUUCCCUUGAGAGUAUAGACAGCACAUUGAACUCCAGCAGGUACUUGAGGCAGGCGCAGGUCUGGGACAUGUCGAACUUUGGCCAUUCCAGGAGUUCAGAGGAUGUUUCUGGCAGGCCAAAGUUUAAGAAAGGGUUUUCUCUGCGGAACAUGAGUAUGUGUAUGGUCGAUGGAAUGAAGGAGAUUUUACAAUGGCGCUCCUCUGCCGAGCCACUGCUGGAUGUGGGGCAGGGCAAAAGGUUAAUCAGUCAAGAUUCCUCGGGGAAUAAAUUGGAAAGUGAGGCCCGGGACAAAUGGAGCCACAAACUAGAACGUUUGCGCUUGACACGGACCUCCUCUGCUAAAGUGGAACUCCUGGAUAUUCAAAGGGAAGGCACUCUGAGGUACAUGGUAGCUGAUGACUCUAACUCGGUGAGCAGUACGCAGUGGCAGAAGUGCCGACUGUUGCUACGAAAAGCUGUGAGGCUGGAGGGAGAACGCUUCCUCUUGGAGUUUUAUGUACCGCCAAAGUCUACCAAGCCCAGAGUCAGCAUCCCACUCUCUGCAAUUGUCAAGGUCAGGACUACAAUGCCGCUAGAAAUGCCUGAUAAGGACAACACCUUUGUGCUGAAGGUGGAGAAUGGUGCCGAGUAUAUCCUGGAAACAAUUGACUCCUUACAGAAACACUCCUGGGUGGCUGACAUUCAGGACUGCAUGGAUCCCGGUGACAGUGAAGAAGACUUGGAGCUGAUUUCUUGUCCACACGCAGUGAGCAUGCCAAGUAGAGAAUUACCCGCAAUUCCUCCUUGCAGUUGUGACUUCCUGUCAGAGGGUGUUACCCAAAUGCCUGAAAAGAUGUGCACAAACCUAGAUGCUGCUGUCACUGUCUCGCACGUCAGACCAAAGGAACCCCAGGUACCGGGACUUCUCGCACACGUCCCUCUGGAAAACUUCCUGCAGGCUCUGCAUUCAGAAGCUCUGAGCAGCACAUCGACAGGUGAGGAGGAUCAGAUAGAUACUGAACUUCAGCUCUCCAGUUACCCCUGGUUCCACGGGACACUGUCACGGGUAAAAGCUGCCCAACUGGUUCUGGCUGGAGGCUCAAGGAGUCAUGGCUUGUUUGUCAUUCGCCAGAGUGAGACACGGCCAGGUGAAUAUGUGCUGACCUUCAACUUCCAGGGCAAGGCAAAGCACCUACGGCUAUCUUUGAAUGAAACUGGCCAGUGCCAUGUUCAGCAUCUCUGGUUUCAGACCAUCCUCGAUAUGCUGAAACAUUUUCAUACUCAUCCCAUCCCUCUGGAGUCUGGAGGUUCUGCUGACAUCACUCUCCGUAGCUAUGUACUUGUCACAAAACCCACCCCAGUACCAGAGAUGAAUUCUGCACACACUGCCACACCUCCAGCUGCCCCUACACAACCUAAUUGCAGAAGUGAUGCCCAUCAAUCACAGCACUAUUUUGCCAACUCUGUAGCUGGCAGCCCACAUUCUGCUGCCCAAGUUGAAGGGACAUCAGCCAACAUUCAUUCGGCACACCCCAGAUCAGACACGUCCAUCUCUGUUCGUGCCAAUAACUCCGAACGUCUACUACAGUCUCAAGCAUCAUCCUCCGAGGACUACCAUGACAGCGAUGGAUCAAGGAAUCGAUCACGAGCUGUAGAAAAUCAAUAUUCCUUCUACUAAUAUCAAGAAACACAAUGUAGCAGACUUCUGGGAUUGUCUACAUAGAAAUAGGGAUAAUUGACCAAAUGCAUCUGCUCAACAAAACUGGAGAAGUCCGGGCAAAGAGACUGUAUUCCUAUCACUUGACAGUCGAAUAAUGAAAAUGGAAAUUACUACAGAAUUAGGGUUAAAUGUGAAUUAUCAGGUAUUUGCCAUAUUUGGUUCAGGGCAAUUGGCAAAGACUGAUUUUGCUAAUUAAUUAUGGUCUUUAUAUAUAUUUGUAUCUGCACUUUUCACGAUUACUGUAAAGAGAAUCUCGAUGGACUGUGCACGGUCCGUGAGUUAACAAUGAAUUGUCUUUCUCAUUGUUUCAUCUGUAGUGUUGCUGUUUAUAGUGAGCCUGCUGUUGUUAUAAUCAGAUA